AGGGACUGAGAAAUAAGCAGUUUACAGGUUUGCAAACCAUAACCAAAGACAAUUCUAGUGGCACUAUGUGCGCCAUCGCUUGCUGGAACAUGGGCGCCUGCAACGCUAUGAGUCAAAGUGCUUCGACCAGAACGUGCAAGCUGCAUACUGGGGCCGACCUGGAAGGCACCCUCCUGCAGGACCCGGAAUGGGUGUAUUUCCCCUGGCGAGGUUUCGAGGAAUCUGACUACUACAAUUAUUACGAUGAGAUGAUGACCGCGGCUUGCACUGCAAUGAACUCGGCGGGAGGUUUGACGUUUGCUCCAAGAGCUAACAGCGGAACAAAUUGCGGGAAUAUGUGCACCACCUGGGGGCAGGCAGACGCGGAAUUAGCUGGAUACAGCACAUUCCAUUGUGUCGGUUGGUUAUCUGUCAACAUAAACGCAACCCGGCUGUCGGCGACCUAUCAACAGGACACAUACCUAACUGGACUGGGAACACACAGAAGUGUGGACUGCGGACAGCUGACCAAUGCCGUAAACGCUCAGUCAUACUGCUGUUGUCGUGCUAGUUAAACGAUGUCGCGUGUGUCACUGUAUAAUUACCCACGCUAUAACUUUCAGGUGUCUAUAGAUGUGUCAUUUUGUUAAAACCAGUGUAAUUUAAUGUGGGAAAAUAUACCGUCUGGUUUCAGGGGUUUCUAAAAUAGUAUGCGUGUGUACUUGGACAUAAUAACGACUAUUAUGUCCAAGGUGUGUACAAAAAUUAUGUAAGUGCCAAACAAUUAUUUUGUAACGGACUACUAGCGCACCCUGUGGGCAGAGAGUACUAAGAAUUCUCUUUACGCACUGUAUACCACUCUUUUGAUAGAGCUGUUAUUUUGAUCGGUAACAGGACCGUAUAUUGUUAUAUCCGAUGGGCAGUGACACUUCUCUGUUAAAAAUUAGUGGUACUGACUGAGCGCAACGUUGGAUUAUUGCUGUAAUACUACGUCAAGAAUUAGAAUUUUUGAAACCUACUCUUAGAAGGUAAUUGGCAUCAUUGGUUUGUUAGUUAACAAGCUUACUCAAAAAGGACGGAUUUUGAAUAGACACGCAUUGGACAAAUUACAACAUGUCUAAUUUUGGUUGUGAACCAUUAAUUUUGAUAAUGAUGAUGAUUUUGAUUAAUAAUGAUAAUUAAGCUGCUU
Messenger RNA from Lingula anatina, 1168 nucleotides. RefSeq lists its product as uncharacterized. Lineage: Eukaryota; Metazoa; Brachiopoda; Lingulata; Lingulida; Lingulidae. The record is from RefSeq and is a predicted model, not a curated record.